This is a messenger RNA of Staurois parvus, 385 nucleotides long. The record is from the annotation of a GenBank genome assembly. Lineage: Eukaryota; Metazoa; Chordata; Amphibia; Anura; Ranidae.
GGAAGGGGGGGGGGAAGCGUCCGGACUGGAAGGGGGGGGGGAAGUGUCCGGACUGGAAGAGGGGGAAAGCGUCCGGACUGGAAGGGGGUUGAAAGCGUCCGGACUGGAAGGGGGUUGAAAGCGUCCGGACUGGAAGGGGGUGGGGGGGGGGAAGUGUCCGAACUGGAAGGGGGGAAAGUGUCCGGACUGGAAGGGGGGGAAGUGUCCGGACAGGAAGGGGGGGAAAGUAUCCGGAGUGGAAGGGGGGGGGAAGUGUCCGGACUGGAAGGGGGGGGGGGGGGAAGUGUCCGGACUGGAAGGGGGUGAAAGUGUCCGGACUGGAAGGGGGGGAAAGUGUCCGGACAGGAAUGGGGGGGAAAGUGUCCGGACUGGAAGGGGGUGAAAG